Molecule: messenger RNA, 1767 nt
Organism: Ochotona curzoniae (black-lipped pika)
Lineage: Eukaryota; Metazoa; Chordata; Mammalia; Lagomorpha; Ochotonidae
Gene: TMEM121B
Product: transmembrane protein 121B
Exons: 1
Coding region: 1-1767 (588 amino acids)
Source: RefSeq, a predicted model, not a curated record
AUGCACCCGGCGCUCGGUCACCCUCGCCCGCUCUCGUCGUCUCCGGGCGCCUUCCCGCCGCCGCCGCCCGCCGCCCGGCUGCAGCCCCUCUUCUUCCGUGGAGGGUCGCCCCGCGGCCUGGGGGUUUCGGGCGACAGCGGCAGCAGUAGCCCCAGCCCCAGUCCCAGCCGCGGGGGCGGCCGGCGCUGCGGGGGCGACUUAGGGAGCGGCGGCGGCGGCAGCAGCAGUGGCACCGGCGGCGCGGGGCGGGAAGACGACGAGAGCAUCAGUCUUAGCAAGCCGCUGGUGGCGGCCUCCGCGCCCGGGGGACCCUCGGCGCCAGGGGACGCCGCGCCCGCCGCCUUCUCUUCGUCGGUCGCCACCUGCUCUUCCGCGUCCACGCCCGCCUCCUCCUGCGGCAUGACGGCCGGCGACUUCGGCGGGGGCGCCGCGGUCAGGACCGUCGGAGGGGCUGGGGGGCGCUCGGCCGGGGGCGCGGGGGGCGCGGGGCCCGGCGGCGGCGCCUGCUGCUGCCCCUGCUGCUGCUGCUGCUGCGGCGGCGGCGACCACCCGGCCCCUGCCGGCCGCCGACGAGGGCGCCACGGGUGCGCCUUGGGGUCCGGGUGCCGCUGGGGCUACCAAGCGCUGUCCGUGGUGCUGCUGCUGGCGCAGGGCGGGCUGCUGGACCUGUACCUCAUCGCUGUCACCGACCUGUACUGGUGCUCCUGGAUCGCCACGGACCUGGUGGUGGUGGUGGGCUGGGCCAUCUUCUUCGCUAAAAACAGCCGGGGCCGUCGGGGCAGUGCGGCGGGCGGCGCGUAUGGCCACCCCCAGCACCAGCACCACCACGCCGCGCCGCCCCUGCACCUGCCCACCGCCGCAUCGGGCGCCUCGGCCGGAGCCGCGAGCGGAGCCAAGACGCGCGGGGGCCGCGGGGCUGUCAGCGGCCCCGCCGGCGGCCCAGGACCCGCGGCGGUGGCGGGCGAGUUCGCCUUCGCCUAUCUGGCCUGGCUUAUCUACUCCAUCGCCUUCACUCCCAAGGUAGUGCUCAUUCUGGGCACAUCCAUCCUGGACCUCAUCGAGCUGCGCGCGCCCUUCGGCACCACGGGCUUUCGCCUCACCAUGGCGCUGUCGGUACCCCUCCUCUAUAGCCUGGUGCGGGCCAUCAGCGAGGCGGGAGCCCACGCGGGCUCGGCGGGGCCCCUGCUGCUGCAGCCCCAGCAGCACCGCGCGGCCGGCUGCUUCCUGGGCACCUGCCUGGACUUGCUCGACAGCUUCACCCUGGUGGAGCUGACGCUGGAAGGUCGCGUGCCGCUGCCCGCACACCUGCGCUACCUGCUGCUUGCGGUCUACUUCCUCACCCUCGCCUCACCGGUGCUCUGGCUGUACGAGCUCAACGCCGCCGGCGUCCCGUCGCGGGCUCAAACUUCUGGGGCGGGCAGCUGCAGCCGCCUCCUGCGCCUGCUGGGGGGCUGCUUGGUGGACGUGCCCCUGCUGGCGUUGCGUUGCCUCCUGGUGGUGAGCCACCAGCAGCCGCUCUCCGUCUUCAUGCUGAAGAACCUCUUCUUCCUCGGCUGCCGCGGCCUGGAGGCCCUGGAGGGUUGCUGGGACCACCGGGGCGAGGCCUUCCCGAGUCAGGGCAGAGGGGGCUACAGCGCCCCUCCGUCUGCCCCUCUGCCGCUGCCUCCCGGAGGCUCCCAGCUGGGCCACUGCAUCUCGGAGAAUGAUGGGGGUCCCCAUGGCUAUGUAAACACCCUGGCUGUAGCCCCCCCAGAACUGAGAGGGUGA